GAAGAUGCUCUUUUACCAUUUCAUCUCUAUCCUCUUUGACAGUAUGGGCUUCUUUACUGAUGCUUACGAUCUCUUCUGGUUCUCUUUGAUCUCUAAGCUCUUUGGUCGACGAUUCUAUUUCUGCAACCAGUUUUUAGUUCCUAUUAUUAAAUCAGAACUAGUCUUGUCUUCGACAGAAAAAGGAAAAUGUAAUAAAACUGUUGAUUACAUUUUGUAUUGCUCCAGUAAAGUUACGGUGCAAAUUAAAAUAUUUUAUAAAUGGUGUGUUUAUAUUGCGUAUGGAUUGUGGAAUUGUUUGGUGGGUUUAAUCUUACGAUUAGAUGUUUGUGUUAUUUGUGUAUGUAUGCUUGUGUAUAAAUAGGAGAGUUUUGAACCUGUCUUUGUAAGACAUUCACAUAAAAACAUAUACUCUUGCGUUUCGUUUCUUUGUUGCAUAUCGAAAAUAUCAAUAACGGAAUAAUAUUUUAUGUUUUUGUUGAUCUUUUAUAUGCAAGUAUCAUGAUUUGGUUUGAACGGAACUGAACUCGAACGGUGUAUAACGUAAAAGCAGGUGAAAGGUGAACAAAACGGACAUUUUGAGCUUCAGAAAACGGUCUUCGUGUGUCCCACACACCCAAAAGACCAAACUCUUUCGAAAAUUAAUUAGUAGUUUUUAAUUAAUACAAUAAUAUACUCUCUCCCUUCCUAAAAAAUAGAUUUUUUAGUGUUUUUACACAUACUAAAAAAACACAUUAAAUCACUAUAGUCAAUUUAUUUGUAAUUUUCAACAACUUUUAACCAAUAAUAAUCUAAUAAAACUAAUUAAUUUUGGGGAAAUUAUACAUUUACACUUUGUUGAGUACCCCUUUUCAAAUUUACACUCAGGAGGAGGACAUUUUCACAAAUACCUAAUUGUUUAGUAGCCGAAAGACAAUAAUAACCCUCGCAAUUUUAACCUUUUCUCUCGAAUCUCUCUAGCUCGCCAUCGAAGGCGACGAGAUUACAGAGCUACGACGGCGAUUCUAGCAACGGCGACGACAAAAGGUCUUCUCUCUCACUAGUCACGCCGUCUCUCUGGAAAGAGCAUCCGGUGACGACGAAUAACAAUCAGACUAUACGAUUCAAAAUUUCAUCUCAAAAAAUGUCGUCUACUCCUCACGAUUCUCCUCUACACGAUUCUCCUAUACACGAUUCUCCUCUUCACGAUUCUCCUAUUCAUGAUUCUUAUCUUCACGAUUCUCUACAAUUGGAUAGCAACGAGUUUUGCACAACCUUGAAAUUGCCUGGGAGGGUUUAUGAAGCUGUAGAAACACCAGAUAAUCCCAAAGCGAUAAUCCAUCACUCAAAGAUUGAUUAUAUCGAGAAGGUGGAAGAUAUAUUAGGAAAAGAAGAGUUUUCUUUCAUAGAGAACUCUCACAUUGGGAGCAUUUUGAAGUUGGUUAAAAGGAAUAGGGUUCAAUUUUCAGAAGAGUUGUUCCAUUUUCUAAUGCAGCGAAGAGUAUUGACGCAAGGAGAGGAUCUCUGGUUUACUUUCUCGGACCAGCCUAUGAGGUUUUCACUAAGGGAAUUUCAUCUGACAACAGGCUUACGUUGUGAGGAAGAUCAGACAAUAACAGAGCCGCUGUUCAAAAUAAUGAAGAAGCCAUACAUUUGGAUGCUGGGCAAGAUUGAUAAGUUUACGGUGAGAACGUUAUAUGAAAUGUUUAAAAAGAAAGCACGAAGCAUGCCAACACUAGAAAGAUUAUCCCUUGGAACAGCAAUACUCACAGAAGCGGUAAUUAUGGCAGAAAAUCCGAGUUCUAAAAUCCCGAGAGACAGGUUGCAGCGUUAUAUGAACUAUCGCUCACACAAGAUUGCUUGGGGUAAAACUGCUUAUAGAAUCUUGAUGAGAAGUGUAAAAAGUUUGAGUGCAAGUUCCUGGACAGGAGAUAGUUAUGAAGUGAGUGGUUUUGCGCUAGCCAUAAAUCUGUGGGCAAUGUCAUCAGUGAAUGUGCUUGGUAAAUCUUUGGGAAAGCCAUGCGAGACAUCCUCUUCUUCUGAUCCGUUGUGUCUACAUUGGGACUCAACAAGAACUCCGACAAUAGCUGAAGUGUUAGAGCUGGAGAAGAUAAACAAUGUUGAGGUUAGCACAGUGAUUGGAUUGGCUGAGGAAUACAAACAUUUGGUGGGGGCAACACAUAGUGACGAUGCUGACUUUCACAGUGUUGUGAAACUAGUUCAACAAGGAUACAAAAUGAGGAGAAGCGAUUGGGAGAAAGGUUUUGUGGAUAUGUUUGUUGCAACAGAAGAUAUAGGUCAACAACGCAAGACAAAAGACGAAGAUGCAGAGCAUGGUGAAGAUCUGAACCAUAAUGAAGAUGAAGAGGAAAAGAAAGAUGAAGAGGAAAAGACAGAUGAAGAGGAAAAUAAAGAUGAAGAGUAUCAAAAGGAUAAGGAGCAAAGAAAAGAUAAAAAUCAUUCCAUGUCUAACAGCGAGAAACUUGAUAAGCUAAUCCAAAUGGUUCGUGAUUUGGAUAAGCGAGUAGUAAUGAUCCAGAAUGUUUUAGGAGUUAAGUUUAACGACAGUUCACCAAACAAAGAAGAUUGUGAAAAUGGAGCUAGUUCUGGUGAUAGAAGAAGUGCACAAGAUUAUGAAAAUGAAGAAGAUACAAUUAAUGAAGAAGCAAACUCUGAUGAUAAAAAAAAUGCACCAGAUGAUGAAAAUGAAGAAGAUACAAUUGCUGAAGCAGCAAACUCUGAAGAUACAAUUGCUGAAGAAGCAAACUCUGGCGAUGGAAGAAGUGCACUGGAUGAUGAAAAUGAAAAAGAGAUAUGUGAUGAAGAAGCAAAAUCUGGUACAGAGCAUCAAAGGGAAGAAGAGAAUAUUCUUGGGGAAAUUGAGACUACACAAAAAAUCACUCAAGACGAAGACACAGAAAAACUUGAAUCAGAAAGUUGCUUGAAACAAACGUCGCAGGUUACGUCGCCUACUCCAACAUUCAAUACUCCAAACUUUGAUACAAGGGUUUCAUCGCCUAAUCCAACAUUUACGUCUCCUAAGUUUGAUCUCCUUUCCCAAGAAAGUCAUAGUGGAAAGGGUACAAAUGAGGUUCUUAUGAGAGAUGUUUAUGAGAUUCCUGUUUUCCAACCUCUAAUGAAAAUAAAAAAGAGAUUGGUACAACAACACAGCCAGGUAAACGAAGAUGUUGAGCCUCCACUUCAAAAGAAGUUUAAAGCUGAUACAGAUAAUGUUCCGCUAAGAAGAAGUGAAAGAGGUCAAAUACCAUCCAUUCAUACACAACCACCGUUUACAGGAGCAAGGAAGAAACAUCCGAUUCUUCAUCCCUUUGAGCCAGUUGAUAAAACAAGAAAAGAAAAAAUGAGAGAAUGGAAAAUGUCAAACAAAAGAAAGAAGCUGAGAAUCAAUCAAGAGAUAGUAAACGCAAAGUGGUUUUCGGAUAUUGAAACUCCGGGAAAAAAACUUUCAAAAACGCAUAUUGAAGCAGGUUUUGAGUUGCUGAAACUGAGACAGAUAAACAAUCCAGAUUUGUUUCUGAACAAAACUGCCUUAGUUGUUGGAGUGAAGUUUCUUGAAGAAAUAGAUGAGUUUUAUGAUGAGUUUUUAGAUGACAAGAAAGGUUUCCAAUUUGGAGCAGGCUUUGACAAGUACAACAUAGAGAAGAAUAUCAACUUCCUCUAUUCGGCCAUUGCAGUAGCAGAGAAGUAUUGGCUUGGAGUUGUAAUCAACUUGGAGAAGAGAAAUAUCACAGCAUUCAAUUGUGCAGCAAUGAAGUUCACAGAUGCGAGUUUGGUCCCUUACGUUAAUGCAUAUGCGAUGGCUCUCCCAUUCAUGAUUCGCUACUUCUUCAAAGAUGUCAGCAUGGAUACAAGCAAGUUCUCGAUAAAAAUUGUAUCUGAAGGUUCUUAAAAUAGAAGACAGUGGAGUUUAUGCAUUGAAGCUGAUAGAGUGCCAUGCAAUGCGUAUAGUGGAUUUGACAAAGCUGAGUGAAGAAAAAAUUGCAAUCAUCCGAGAAAAGUUGGCGGUUGAUAUCUUCUCGGAAUUACAAUGAAUACUAAUGUGGGAAUGAACAAAAACUUUAUAGCUUGCUUAUAGUUAUGUGUGAACAACUAUCUGUUUUAUGCGUGUUUGGUAAACUUUGUUUGUAGAAUUCUGAGUAUUAUGAGUUUAUGACUUGGAUUUAUGGUUUUCCUU
This is a messenger RNA of Brassica rapa (field mustard), 4171 nucleotides long. RefSeq lists its product as uncharacterized. Gene Ontology annotation, biological process: proteolysis. NCBI's taxonomy places the organism in Eukaryota, Viridiplantae, Streptophyta, Magnoliopsida, Brassicales, Brassicaceae. The record is from RefSeq and is a predicted model, not a curated record. Gene Ontology annotation, molecular function: cysteine-type peptidase activity.